Nanorana parkeri is the source of this 1218-nucleotide messenger RNA. RefSeq names its product zinc finger protein OZF-like. Gene Ontology annotation, cellular component: nucleus. The transcript is spliced from 7 exons. Gene Ontology annotation, biological process: regulation of transcription by RNA polymerase II; central nervous system development. The annotation marks the transcript as partial. Gene Ontology annotation, molecular function: RNA polymerase II cis-regulatory region sequence-specific DNA binding; DNA-binding transcription factor activity, RNA polymerase II-specific. The record is from RefSeq and is a predicted model, not a curated record. Lineage: Eukaryota; Metazoa; Chordata; Amphibia; Anura; Dicroglossidae.
GAUUAUAAAGUAGUGAAGAAAGUAUCUGGUGAGACAUUUACACCCAACAGCAGUUAUUACAAGACAUCACCCAUCACAGAGCCUCCACCUCACCGCCUGAAAACAGAGGUGAACAGAGCCAAGAAGGUUCUAGAAGUCACCCAGAAGAUCAUUGAUCUGCUGACAGGAGAGGUUCCUAUAAGGUGUCAGGAUGUCUCUGUCUAUCUCUCCAUGGAGGAGUGGGAGUAUCUAGAAGGACACCGGGAUCUCUACAAGGACAGUUCAAUGAAUCCCACUAAUCCCAAGAAAUCUUCAGUAAGCCAUGGAGCAUCACAUUCAUUCUCGUGUUUGGUGUGCGGGAAAUCUUUCAAGGAAAACAAAAACCUUCUAAGACAUCAGAAAAUUCACACAGGCGAGCGUCCUUUUUCAUGUUUAGAAUGCGGGAAAUGUUUUAUUCAAAAGACACACCUUAUUACACACCAGAGAAGUCACACAGGUGAACGUCCCUAUUCAUGUUCAGUGUGUGGGAAAGGUUUCUUUGAGAAAACAGUACUUCGUAGGCACCAAACUAUUCACACUGGUGAUCAUCCAUUUGCAUGUUCAUAUUGCGGUAAAUGCUUCAAACUAAAAGGAAAUCUUAUCAAACACCAGAGAAUCCACACUGGCGAGCGUCCUUAUCCAUGUUCAGAGUGUGGGAAAGGUUUCUCUGCGAAACAAGACUUGGUUAGACAUGAGAGGAUUCACACUGGUGAACGUCCUUUUUCCUGUUCAGUGUGUGGGAAAAGUUUCACUACAAAUGAACACCUUCGUAGACACCAGAGAAGUCACACAGGCGAGCGUCCUUUUUCAUGUUCAGAGUGCGGGAAACGUUUCUUUACUAAAAUACAUCUUCGGACACACCAGAGAAUUCACACAGUUGUGAAAGAUUUUAUUUCAAUUAAAUAUAAUUUUAUCGUUUUUGUACAUGACAGUGAAAUUACUCUCACGGGUGACAUUGACCUACACGUGGACAACGGACAAUACUACCACCAUGCGGAUUAUAACGUUGUGAAGAAAGUAUCUGAUGAGCCAUUAACACCCAACAGAUGUCUUCAUGAAGUAUCACCCAUCACAGAGCCUCCACCUCACCGCCUGACAACAGAGACAAACAGUGGUAAGAAGGUUCUAGAGGUCCCCGCCCCCUGUAUUCCCGGGAUCCCACACAGGAAGAUCAGACUAUGCCUCGCAUUGAUCAGGUAG